GGCGACAAGGGUGACCCUUGGUCAGUAAUAGUGGAUGAGUAGUCCCUCUCAAGCGUGUUCGGCAAAGGAGACAGGCUCAUGGGUGUAACUUUGUCAUCUUAGGUGGAUGGUGGCACAUGUCCCAAAGCUGCAAUCAGAGGCCACAAAAACAAAAGUCAUCUACCACAUUUUUCUUCCUUCGUAUCUUCAAAUCCUUUUUCCUAUAUAUAUGGUUCAGUCUUCACCUUCACCUUCAGUCUUCAGACACCCUUGAAGGAGAGAAGAAAUGGCAUUCUCAGUUAGGAGUUCAAAGCUUCGAUCAUGGGGAGGUGUUCCAAACAAGUUCGUCAGCAGAGGACACGACUUUACAUAAUCUGGAGAUGCACUGUGUUGCUCUUGUGCUGGCACGAGUGAAACUCGAUAUUGAAGACAUGGAAGAACUAGAGCUAUGUUCGAGCAGAAGUUGGGGUUCCAUACUUGCUGAGCACAAUCAAGUGAAACUUGUAUGGCCAGAAAUGGAGAGUUUAGGGGGUAGAGUAGGUAACUAAUGGGGCUAUAUGCUCAGCGUGUAAAUUUAGAAACUAGCCUGUUUAUAAUUCAAAAUGAAGACAUAACUCAGUCUCUCAUGUUUGAGUCUUUUUGAUAUCACACACACUGACAUAUAAACACUGCCCUUUGCUUUUAAGGUUUAUUA
This is a messenger RNA of Vigna unguiculata (cowpea), 673 nucleotides long. It is a transcript of the gene RTFL14, whose product is annotated as ROTUNDIFOLIA like 14. Gene Ontology annotation, biological process: negative regulation of cell population proliferation. The record is from RefSeq and is a predicted model, not a curated record. Lineage: Eukaryota; Viridiplantae; Streptophyta; Magnoliopsida; Fabales; Fabaceae.